Messenger RNA from Papaver somniferum (opium poppy), 840 nucleotides. Its product is annotated as heavy metal-associated isoprenylated plant protein 28-like. The record is from RefSeq and is a predicted model, not a curated record. The transcript is spliced from 3 exons. Bases 178 to 651 code for a protein of 157 amino acids. Gene Ontology annotation, molecular function: metal ion binding. NCBI's taxonomy places the organism in Eukaryota, Viridiplantae, Streptophyta, Magnoliopsida, Ranunculales, Papaveraceae.
CACAUACCAUUUUCUUCUCAUAUUCAAUCACUUCCCUCUUCAAAACAAACAACAACAAACCAUUUUCUAGCUAGCUAGUUGUAUACUUCAUCUUCUUCUUCUCUUCCGAUCAGCAAUCGAACAAUUUAUAGCGGUGUAAACGUAUAGAUCAAAAGACUUCAUCACUAGUUUCUAAACAUGACGAUUGUAGAGUUGAGAGUUCACAUGGAUUGUGCUGGAUGUGAAAGCAAGAUCAGAAAAGCUCUUCAAAAACUAGAAGGAAUCGAUGAUAUCGACGUCGACAUGAGCAUGCAAAAGGUAACCGUAACGGGAUACGCAGACCAGAAGAGAGUUCUGAAAACUGUGAGGAAAACAGGAAGGAGAGCCGAGCUAUGGCCACCAUACAACCCAGAGUACGAUAGUUACAGUAAUGUUCACAACCAUCACUACAACCAGACUCAGAAUCCGGUGGCCACUACACAUCACUACCAGAGUAGUGGUCAUCAUCAUCACGGAGGCUCUUUAUCGUCUUACAACUACCAGAAACAUGGUUAUGAUAGCUACGCCGAUCAUGGUUAUUAUCACAAUAGACCUGCUCAUUCUAACGUUAUUGAUGACCGCACUGGUUCUAUGUUCAGUGAUGAAAACCCUAAUGCUUGUUCUAUUAUGUAAGUGACUGAUCCAUUAUUUAUAAGAUUAUUUCACUAAUGCUCUUAUAGAUCCUAGAUUAUAGACAAAAAAUAUUGUCCUUUCACAGUCUUAAUUAAUUUGUUCUAUUGCUUUUUGUUUUUUUUGUGUUUUUUCUUUUUCUUAUUUAUAUGUGUAAGCUAUAAAAUAUAAAUGAAUUUCAUUUUUGAGAAA